Molecule: messenger RNA, 276 nt
Organism: Aspergillus novofumigatus IBT 16806
Lineage: Eukaryota; Fungi; Ascomycota; Eurotiomycetes; Eurotiales; Aspergillaceae
Exons: 2
Source: RefSeq, a predicted model, not a curated record
AUGAAUAGCCGGAAAUUGCGUAAAUUGCAGUCUGAAUUUGAUUCCCUUAUCAUGAUUAUUGUUCAGUUUGAAACCAUACAGCAGUUCAUGCAACGGUCACGCGGCGUGAGAAUCGAAGACCAUAACAUUGACAUGUCGAAAAUGAGCGAAAUGAUCAGCACUACCAUUUCAGAACAGUUUCAGAAUUUGAAGAAGACAUUGCCCUUAUCGCAGUUCAAACGAUACGGAGAAAAUAAACCUGGGAAGGCGUAUCGAAUCCAAAAGAUGCGGGCAUAC